GGACUCAGCGGCUCUCUGGCGCUCUCUGACCGGCUGCGGUUCCCGCUGCAGCCGGUAAUCUGCGCGGUCCGGAGCCGCGGCUCCUGACAGACAUGGCGGCCGUGAAAACGUUCUCCUCGCAGGCGGCGCUGAUCAUGGAGGCGGCGGUGGAGUCCGCGGUGUGCGUCCUGCAGCAGACUGACGGCGGCACGGAUCAGCUGAACGCCGUGUUGGACGUGAUGUCCAGAGAAGCUGUACGGAAAAUCUGCAGCGUCUUCAGAGAACUUUACAUGGCGGUGGUGAUGGAGAACGAAGCUCUGAAAGACAAACUGAGACGACUGAACUCCGAAAAACCAAAGGUCCAGAAGAGCUGUGCAGCGCUGAGCACGCAGACGCUUUAUCAGAUCCAGCCCUCAGAUGGAUGCUCAUCUCCGGACAGACGUCCGGCCGCUCUGACCAUGGCUAUUCUCGGCUCCGAUGGUGGCGGCCCUCAGGUACCCGUCGUCAUCAUCAGCCCACCGCUGCACGCACCAAUCACAGGCCAGAACAGCUCGCCCCCUCAGAUGGAGGUGGCUUUGGAAACAACAGAUUCUGAACCGUCACCUGAUGCCGCCCCGUUCUCUGACAUCACAUCACCUCCUGUGGCUCCACCAAUCGCUGAGCAUCCAGGCGCUGGCUGGGUUCAGGCAGCUGAAGAAGCUGCAGCAGCAGAGGUGAAGAUGGAAACUGUUGAAGAGAAACAUGAGGAUCAGAAGGUUCAUGAGAGCCGAACAGUGUGUGCAGCUCUGAGUGAGGAGGAGCAGAAGGAGCAGGAGAGGAGGAGGAGGAGGGAGCUCUACAAAGAGAAGAGGUUCUUCUGUGAGCUCUGUAACAAAGGUUUCCAUCAGAAGCACCAGCUGAUGAAGCACGUUUCCUGCCACCUGAAGCCGUUUCCCUGCAGCUCCUGCGAUAAAGGCUUCUACCGGGCCCAGACGCUGCACAAACACCAGCUGACCCACCAGCUGAGGGAGGCGCAGGAGAACGACCCGGACAAGCUGCUGCGCUGCGACCAAUGCGACAGGAAGUUCCGGCUGCUGCGCCAGCUGCGAGUCCACCAGGCAUCUCACCGGCUGGAGAAGUCGCCACUGAAGUGCCACACCUGCGACCGCACCUACACCUCCACCAGCGCGCUCAGGUACCACGAGGUGUCGCACGCCAAAAUCAAGCCCUUCAUGUGCGACGUCUGCGGGAAGAGCUUCACCAGGAAGAAGAGCCUCCGAGAGCACCAGACCGUUCACACCGGCGCCCGGCCGUACACCUGCCAGACCUGCAGCAAGAGCUUCUCCACCGCCAGCAACCUGCGCGUCCACAAAAGGUCGCACUCGGAGGAGCGGCCCUACAAGUGCAGCGAGUGCGACAAGGCCUUCAAGUGCAAGAUGGGGCUGCUGCAGCACCGAGUGGUUCACUCCGGAGAAAAACCCUUCAUGUGCCAGACCUGCGGAUUGAGCUUCGGCUUGAAGUACAACUUCCAGAGACACCUGAGGCUGCACAAUGGGGAGAAACCGUUCAGGUGUGAUAAGUGUGGGGAGGGCUUCACCGGUACCUGGGCUCUGAAGACCCACAUGUUGGUUCACGGCGUGGAGAAGCCAUUCAUGUGCGACUUGUGUGGAAAGACGUUCUUCUACAACUGUCAGCUGCAGAAACACCUGCAGCUGGUUCACGGCGGUCCAGAUCGAGGGAAGUCCAGCGAGACGAGCCGACGCAGAUCGACAGGCGUCAAGCCGUUUGGCUGUAAAACCUGCCUGAAGAGCUUCAGCAGCAGCAGCACACUGAGGACGCAUGAGAAAAGCCACACCCAGAGCAAAGAGUUCACCUGUGACACCUGCGGGAAGGCCUUCCACCUGCGACACCUGUAUUUGUACCACCUGAGGCAGCACAGUGGCGACCGGCCACACGUCUGCAGCAUCUGCCACAAAGGCUUCCUGCUGGCGUCGCAGCUGAAGCAGCACGAGCUGCUGCACACCGGAGUCAAGCCUCACCGCUGCGAGCAGUGUGGCAAGGCGUUCAGGACCCCGCAGAACUACCACCGCCACCUGCUGGUGCACACCGGAGAGAAGCCCUACCAGUGCGCUGUCUGCAGCCGCAAGUUCAGGCAGUCCAACCAGCUCAAGUCCCACAUGCAGAUCCACACCGGCAUCAAGCUGUACUCCUGUGAGCGCUGCCAGCAGGGCUUCUCCGACUCCCGCCAGCUCAAGAAACACCGCUGUGGAGACACGGCUCAGACCUCGUUGGAGUCCGGCGACAAACGCAGGAAACAGAGGGACAUGUUCCCCUGGACAGACGAUUUCACCAGCCAGUGACACCAGAGAUAGUCGAUACCUCCUGAGAUGUUUAGUAACACCUGAAAUAGGCAGCAACACCUUCCUCUCUAUCAUGUG
Stegastes partitus (bicolor damselfish) is the source of this 2396-nucleotide messenger RNA. Its product is annotated as zinc finger protein 708-like. Gene Ontology annotation, biological process: regulation of transcription by RNA polymerase II. NCBI's taxonomy places the organism in Eukaryota, Metazoa, Chordata, Actinopteri, Pomacentridae. Gene Ontology annotation, molecular function: RNA polymerase II transcription regulatory region sequence-specific DNA binding; DNA-binding transcription factor activity, RNA polymerase II-specific. The transcript has 6 exons. The coding region runs from base 93 to 2318 and encodes 741 amino acids. The record is from RefSeq and is a predicted model, not a curated record. Gene Ontology annotation, cellular component: nucleus.